AAACGCCAAGUAGAAAAUCAGUUCAGCAGUAGUGUGUGCUUGCCUUUUCCGCUAUCGAGAACGACAACUGCGGAGUACCAUAACUUGAGCUAUUAGUAGAAUUUGGUUCUCAGCAUAAGCAUUUCCAGUGCAAUCAUUUGGAGCUCAAGUGCCAAUCGCGCAGUGAUGAUGAAUCAGGUGUAAAUUACGUUGUGUUAAACGAUGCGGAAUCGUUUUUACGGAGGCGAGUUGAUUGGGAUGACGCGAACGAUUUCACGGUCAUCGAGGCGUUGAACAAGUGGAACAAAACUCUUGAACAGUUUGCAGCGCUGCGCUGGUGCGGAUAAGUGAUAGGGGUGUAGUUGCAUAUUGCUAGAAGAGCAAGUGUCACCGAAUAAGUACUUGGUUCUAGCAUGUGAAAUUUAAUAAGCGAGAAAUCACAUAAUCCUCUCCGGUAUUACAUCUUACUGGCGUUUGAUGGAGAAGAUCGUCAACAGAUAUUGCACGUGAAGAACAGCAAAACGCGAUAUAUCAUAGUGAAUUAGCUAGUCUGUGACACAGUGGAUCUGAACAAAAAUGCAAAGGCAAAAUUGCCGACUUAUAUGUGAUACGAUUGUGUUUUAGAUCGCCGCUGUGCUACGGCUUAACAAGCAAAUUAAGUGAAUACACUUAUUUACUACUUUUGCUUUUGAGCUGCUUCGUGUAUUGACGUAGCAAACCUCCUACACAGCAGCGGAAAGUCAACCGGAAUAAUUACUCCUGGGCACCAAACCUACACGCAACCAUCCAUGUGAGAAGAGUUCGGCAAAAAUAACGAUAAGCGUUUAAAAAAAACUGAUGAAUUGUGAAAAUUUGUGAACAUUGAAGCAAUUUGCCGUAACAACCGCAGUAUGGACUUAACGAAGACAGUGGAUACCGGCAGGAUGGAGCGGCAGCUAUGUUUUUCUACCAUUUUAACGAGUAAAUAGUCGAAGUGAAAAAUGAAAACAAGAGGAAGCAAAUGAACGUCCUCAACUGGAACGACGGCGGCGCGAUUGAUACCCAUACCCAUACCCUGUGGAAGCGUGGGUGAUAUACAUAUUGAGAUGGAUCAGCCAAAGUUGGAAAUAAUGCUAUCGGUGGACGAAGAAAACGCCCUCACCCUGUACGAAGAACUCGAACGGACUGACAUCAACACUUUGAACCUGAACGUGGACUGUUGUUGCGGUCUGCUCCGGACGUCUCCCUUUCACCAGCCAAAAUCCAAGUCCAACUCUCGGGAACGGUUACGUGCCGACUCCGGAGUUUCCAGCGAAGAUGAGGCGUACGCCGACAGUUGUUCACAUACCUCAGAGCACAACAGUGAGUGUCGCGAGCUGGAAUGUGAUCACGAUCACGAGCACCACAUCUUCCAUCUUCGGCCGAGCAGUAGUGGUGCCCGUUAUGGGCAUCGUAGUAAAUCCAGCCUGAGUCGACGAAACGACCGGUACCGUAGCUUUGGGCUGCUGGAGUCCAAUAUCUUGAACUCAUUCCAGUUGCAAAACUAUCGACGGAAAACUACAGGUGGCUACGAUUCGGGCAGUUUUUCUGGACAGACUAGUUACAGUUCCACGACAUCCAGUAUGAUCGAAGACAUUUCCGACAAAAUAGAGGAAAUUGGCAAGUUGGACACCAACAUCCACUCGCUAAUGUACAAAUCGGUUGAGGUGCAUAAUGAUAUUUUGUCCCUGGAAGCAACCACAAAUCGUCUUUUGGCGGAUACCAGAAAGUUAUCCGAUGACCUUGACGACGUUCGCUAUUUGGAUGAACUGAUAACGAUUCUGAACGGCGACAUUGGGCCCGUCAUUCAUCGCGAGUGGCCGUACCAAAUUCUGUUCGAUACGCCGAUAGAGGAAGGUACUGCGGUUACGUGAAGCGUCAAACUGUUUUCUACGAAGUGGUGCCACUCCCUGUUUUAAGCGAUAAAUCCAAUUCGAUGCAUUACAGUGAGAGUAUUGAAAAGCAAACAGCUCGUUCGGUCAGAAGAAAGAUAAUAUUUUAUUAUUAGCAAUUGUUACGAAAUCAGUUACCAUUGUCGAGGUGGUGAGACAGUUUUUUCAGUCGGGUGUCCACCAUUAAGAAACCAAAACGAGUAUGCCAGCCAAAGAGUGUACUAUAAGCAAGUACAUGUAUGAGCAGAAAUACAAUAAAAUAAAAGACAA
Aedes albopictus (Asian tiger mosquito) is the source of this 2159-nucleotide messenger RNA. RefSeq lists its product as uncharacterized. Bases 1065 to 1871 code for a protein of 268 amino acids. Lineage: Eukaryota; Metazoa; Arthropoda; Insecta; Diptera; Culicidae. The transcript is spliced from 3 exons. The record is from RefSeq and is a predicted model, not a curated record.